Ectocarpus sp. CCAP 1310/34 is the source of this 3712-nucleotide messenger RNA. The record is from the annotation of a GenBank genome assembly. Lineage: Eukaryota; Phaeophyceae; Ectocarpales; Ectocarpaceae.
AUGCAUGCCCAGGGAGCGGAGCUCCUGAAGAGACUGGCUUCCGGCUCUGUCGACGCCGACCUCAUGUCCAAGUACACCGCCCUCGCCGCGUCGUACUGCCUCAUCCGCUACGUUGAGAAUUCGACGGGGUUCACCUUCGCGGACGCCAGCCUCCGAGUUCGUACUGAUUCCGGCGGGGACGGGAGCAUGUACAUCGAUCGCUCGACAGCUCAGGAGCUAGAGCUCAUCACGGACGCGCGCUCCGGCGGGCAGAAGAAGAGCCUUUUUGGCGUGAUCAACCACACCAGGACAGCAGUCGGGGCGAGGCUGCUCCGCUCUACCAUCCUCGGCCCCUGCACGGACAUCGCCACCAUCGAGGAGCGGCUUGAUCUCGUGACCUUCUUCCUCACCAUGGAAGGCGUCUUCAACAGCACCCUCAAGAUUCUCGGAGAGUUCACCGAUCUGGAUCGAAUGCUCAGCGACCUCGUCACGGUGCCCAAGAGGGCGUGCGAGAGAGCGAACAGCAGCCGACCGCCUGCCGGGACGCCAGCGGCCGGGAGGGAGAAUAUGACGAGCGCUUCCACAACGGCGACGACGCCACGGGAGAUGCGGCAGGAGACGGAGGCAACAGCAGUGGCGAAGGCGCUGGUGGUAGUGCCAGUAGCCCUCUCCUGAAGGCCCUCCUGGACAACUUCCUCGACCCUUGCCUGGAGAAGACGCUAGCGCGGCUGGACUCGGUCCUGACGGACAGCACCUCGUACACCAGGAACCCGGCGGCGUUGCGCCACGAGGAGUGCUUCGCAGUUCGAGCUGACGUGGAUGGGAUGCUGGACGUCGCGCGAACGACGUUUCUGCAGAGCAUGGAAGACAUCUAUCAGGCGGCAGACGCCAUGACGGAGGAGCACGGCUAUCAAGUCAAGGUGUCGUGCUCGGUUUCCCGGGGAUAUCACCUCAUCAUCCCGGCCGGUGUGGAUCUCCCGCCCGGGCUGAUCCAGGCGGUCCAGAAUACUAAGACCAUAGCUUGCACCACCGAGGAGGUGUCGUCGUUGUCCGACCGUGCGAACGAAGCGGUGCGCACCGCCCUCCUCAUCACGCACGACGUCAUACAAAUGCUGGCGGACGAGAUACGGACCGAGGCCCUCGACGCCCUGUUCGCGGUCACGGAGUCGGUGGCGCUUCUCGACAUGAUCUUUGGCUUCGCCGACCUCGUGACGCUGAGCCCGCUGGCGUUCUGCAGACCAGAGGUGACCGCCGACGGCCCCAUGUCCAUCCGGGGCGGGCGCCACCCCAUCGUCGGAGCCGUGCAGGAAGACUGCAAGAGCGCUAACGUCUCGCUCAGCGCCCCCCCCGGCAAGUCCAUGCGCGUUAUUGUGCGGCACCUCCAUAUCCGGUGCGUGUUUUUCGCGUUUUCGGCGUCGUCGUUUCUGCUGCCGUCUUUCGCUUUUUUCAGCCCCUUUAUCAACUUCCGGGUGGUGACGGGGCCGAACAACAGCGGCAAGUCUACGUACCUCAAGCAAGCAGGGCUGAUAGUGCUGAUGGCGCAGAUGGGCUGCUACGUGCCCGCAGAGAUGGCCGUCAUCCCCGUGCGCACAAGCCUCCUCUCUCGCAUCGGCACGGGCGACGACUUGGAGAACAACGUGUCGACUUUUCUCAUGGAGAUGCGCGAGAUAGCUCAGGUGUUGGAGAGAGUCACAAGCAGGUCGUUGGUGAUGAUCGACGAGCUCGGCCGGGGAACGUCGAACCGAGAGGGUCUGGCGGUGGCUUGGGCGGUGGCAGAGCAGCUGCUCUCUUCGUCUGCUUAUACACUGUUCGUCACGCACUACUCCCAGAUGCCCGGCCUGGCCGACCUCUACCCCAACGUCGAGAACAUUCACCUGCAGACAGCCCUUGCACCGGCAGCGACGGCGACGGGGGCGACCGGGGGGAUGGGCGGGCAUACCGGCGCGUUGCGGUAUCUUCAUAAGGCGCUGGACGGGCGGUGCGACCCCGGCGACGGAUACGGUAUCCGGACGGCGGAGAUGUGCGGUCUCCCUUGGGAGAUCGUGGAGGAGGCGCGGGUCCUGCGAACGCAAGUCAUUGAUGCCACCAAGGCCAAGGAGAUCAAGGGCAGCGCCGGAGCCCUCUCGGAAGCCGAAAAGGACGCCUACGAGCUGCUUAGGACGCUGGUGAGUGCAAGGCAGCCAAGCUGUUGGGCCAAAUGGGUCGGCCCCCACGGUUUUACGUCCUCCUGCUGUGUGUGCCUCGUGUGCAUUGUCUCUUAUGUCUACUGAGCAUCGACCGCGAAUACCGGCGGACAGGAACCAUCCGUAAUCUAUGUUCGUGCAUAAAAAAGCCUCUGGCCCGGUGCGCUGCAUAAUAACUUUAUUGUACCAACAGUUAAAUAACUCCUUGUCAGCCCAGCCUCGUUUGCACGCGUAACUUGCCCCGCCCCCCCCCGCGAGCACGCCCUUGGGUGUUCCCUCUCCACCCGUCGCCACAGGCCACACUCAAGGGCUCUACCAUGGACCCAAUCGCCCUGCGCGAGUUCCUCCACGUGCUGUCCCUUGAGUACGGAAAGGGCCCGAAGGGCGCGAGAAUUCUAGCCUCCCUGCCUCCCUCGACAACCACCCAUGAUACCUUUGCCGGCCGUGCGAAGCCCCCCGGUGAUCCCGAUGAUGACAAUGCCCGUGGUGCCCCAAGCAAGACCGCGUCGUCGAAAGGCGGCGGCGCCGAGACGCUACCCCCGUCGGCAACAGCGGCGGCGUCCACUGCCGGGACACCUGGCGGUGUUGGUGCAGCCGGUGACGGAGGUUCGGCGGAGCACGAACUCAACAACAGCAGCGGCAGCGACAACAGGAACAGCGAUAUGGAUGUCGUCGCCUGACCAACAGCAAAUGACCAUGCGUGCGUCUGACACACGGGCGAGUGGUGUGCAGAGUACAAGGAAUAGCGGAUGACGACGGCGUGGAAGUUGUCGGGGAGGGGGCUCAGUGAUUGGGGCACCCAUGCGUCCACCGCUCAUGUGCCGGGACAGAAGAAGGCGACCACCAGCCCUGUGUGAGCAAUGACCAAAGCCCAAGGCCCUUCCUACAUCCGUCCGGGAUAUUUGUUUUCUUGAGGUCGCCGAGGGUGCUUAUGUAUCAAAGUGUACCUGUGGCGUUUAGAUACUUUUGUCAUGUGAUGUAGUGUUUGUCGUUCUAGUCCUGUUGGUCUGAACCCGAAAUAUCAGUAUCACGAGUUGUUUUGGCCAGGCUGAUCCUGUUUACUUGCCUACAUAUUGUGGUGGUGGUGGUUUUAGCGUUGGAUGUAGACUAUGCUCUUAUUGAGAAAAGCGCCUUCAAUGGAUUGCGUAGAUGGUUCCUCAUUUUCAUUUUGUGGUUUCAGAAGAAGCGGGAAUAGUAGCUGAAAGCCCCUUUACAGAAUAGAUGGCGUGCACUCCUUGUCCGAAAAGCAAAUCUAUCGGGGAAUAGCUCAUGACCGAAGUAAUGCGGGGCCGAGCGCAUGGGCAGAUAGGUCGAGCGCAUGGAUAGAUAGGUCGUCAAUAGCGAACGUUGCGCGGGGACUGAAGAUGUGUAAAGUCGUUUCCAAGAGACAGACAGAUGUCGUGUGUUUUUGGUGCGGCUUUCGUGUUUGAAAGUCUACUGGUACAAGGUCUGUCUGGGCGACAGAAGAUAAAGCGCCAACGUGCAUACAAGGUCACAUAAGGAAGCACGCGUGCGUCGUGUGAUGGUCAACGAUUUUUCGAAACCACCCA